AUGGGUUUCAAGCUAGGGUUGAGACCUUUUAUUGGUCUAGAUGGAACUUUCUUAAAGGGGAAAGCUAAGGGCCAACUACUAGUGGCUGUUGGACAAGAUUCACAGAACCAUUUCUAUCCUUUGGCUUGGGCAGUUGUUGACAAAGAGACAAAGAAUACAUGGAAUUGGUUCUUGCAGUUGCUUCAACAUUCUCUAGACCUCAAGGAUGGGGAAGGAAUUACCUUCAUGUCAGACAUGCAAAAGGGAUUAAUUGAUGCUGUUAGAACUGUCCUUCCUCAAUCACACCAUAGAUAUUGUGUUAGACAUAUUGAGGCCAACUGGUGCAAGAUAUACAAUACCGGUGAAAGCAAAAAAUUACUUUGGUGGUGUGCAUGGUCUACUUAUGAGGAGGAAUUCAAGGAUCAUUUGAAGAAUUUAGGGGAGUUGAACAAGGAUGGAGCAGCUGGUUUGUUGAAGUACCCUCCUCAGACUUGGUGCAGAGCUUACCUGGACACAGUGUACAAGAAUCAGUCAGUUGAUAACAACUUGACUGAAUCCUUCAACAAGUGGAUUUUGGAAGCAAGGCAUAAGCCAAUAAUAAAGAUGUGGGAGGACAUUAGAAUCAAAGUGAUGAACAUGUUAAGAGAACAUGAAGAUGAAGUGAGGGGUUGGAGACAUGACUUUAGUCCAAAAAGCAUGGAGUUGUACAGUGAGUACAUGCAAAUUGCUCAAUCAGCUUGUAGAGUUAAUGCAAAUGGAGAAAAUGGCUAUGAAGUGUCAGAAGGUGGUGAUAAGCAUUGUGUGAAUAUGGCUGUGAAGAAGUGA
Nicotiana attenuata is the source of this 804-nucleotide messenger RNA. RefSeq lists its product as uncharacterized. The record is from RefSeq and is a predicted model, not a curated record. Gene Ontology annotation, biological process: DNA transposition. Bases 1 to 804 code for a protein of 267 amino acids. The transcript is spliced from 2 exons. Lineage: Eukaryota; Viridiplantae; Streptophyta; Magnoliopsida; Solanales; Solanaceae. Gene Ontology annotation, molecular function: transposase activity; DNA binding.